AUGGCUGGGGAAGCACGGCGCGACGGCGCAACGCAACCGGCGCAUCCGGCGUGCGUUUUUCAGGCGUUCAAGCGGAGGGAUGGUCCGCUGCAAGAACACAUGUCCAUGCUGAAUGCCCAACGCGAACAGACACUGCGAGCCGAGGGAGCCCGCCGGGAGCUGCUGAGGAGGUGGCGGGUGGAGGCCGAGGAGGAUGCUCAACGGUUUCACGAGGAGGAAGCUGCCAAGAAGCAGCGCACCUUCGAGACGCGACGUCAGUUUGAUGAGGAGCGUCGAGAACAAAUGGCAAUUGCGAAGCAACGUCAGGAGGAAAGACAGAAGGCAGAGUUUGAGGAAGGUGUGCUUUUCAGGCUUCCGCACGUGGGGGACGCGAAAGUCACCGCUACUGCCUGCGACGCCAUGAUGGAGUCGACGCCGUGCCAGGGGCGUGUGACGAUUUCGGGAGACGUCUACCAGAUCAACGGCAAGGAGGUGGUGUUGAUGGGUGGCAACUAUGUGGUGAAGGCUCAACCCUACUAUCCGCCACUGGAGGUGGUCCGCAGCAACGCCCAGAGUAUGUUCCAAGGCGCCCAGAACAUGGCUUACGUGCCGCCGCCCGCCUCCAACGGCGCCGCCCGGCCGGUGGUGCCAUGCGUGCGGUUGGGGGCCAUGAUGGAAGCGGCGCUGAAGGAGAAGGGAACCACGGCGGAUGAAAGCUUCAAGAGCACCUUGGAAGGAGUGGUGAAGACUUUUCAGGAAGAAGGAGUCUAUGUCUUUCUGGAUAUGCACCAAGAUGCAUGCUCAACUACCAAUGGAGGGGAAGGUUUUCCCUGGUGGGCGACGGUGGAUUUUCAACAACGAGCAGGUUGCAAAUUGGAGCAAUGCUGCUGUUGCUGUUGCUUCUCACGCUGGUGCUGUGAGUGUUGGCCAGAUUCCUGUCGCACUCCAUACAUCACCACGCCAGUGUAUCCACUCCAGCCCUUCUUUUGCUUGUGCAACUGUGCGGCCAGGCUGUGCAAUCUUGACAUCGUGACAUAUGAUCAGGACCCCGUUCCCUGGGAACCUUACUCCGUGGGUUCCGAAGGUAAUCCUGCAUGGAUGAACGUUGGCAACGCCAGUAUGCGAAGAAACAAUGCCGACUCACAAUGGAGUCGAUUGUUGACCACUGCACAGGUUCAGAACACAGCCCGACGGAUCUACGCGUCAAAACACAAUGAUGCAGAUCGAGCCAUCUUCUUCGACCCUUUUGUCUCGUUGGUCAAGUACCUGUGCAGUGUCUGGGAAAAAUAUGACAAUGUCAUAGCAGUGGAGCUGAUGAAUGAGCCGCCCAUUGCUGGCUUGCCAGAUAUUUGCUACGUCUUGACGGUUUGGUCAAAGAUCCUUGCCUUCCAAGCCGAUGUCAUGGCAGAGCUGGAGAAAGAUGCCACAGUUCCCAAGUCCCCCAUUGCCAUCGCCAACUUUACCAGCACCGUGGAGGGCGAGUCGUGGUUCAUCAAACUGCUGACCUGUUGUCCGUGCUCGGGCACCCCACGUGAAGCAAAGAAGAUCUUUGACUCCUUCGCCCAGCAGAAUCGCUUGAUCUUGUCCUUCCACUUCUACUCACCUCCCGCCACUGGAAGUUUCGAGGAAGUGAUCCAGUUGGCCAAGAAAAAUGCCAUCAAGUUGGGCGGAAUUCCCAUCUUUCUCAGUGAGUAUUUUGAGAACGGCGCUCAACUCAUGGCUGACAAGUUGGCCGUGGCCGUGAAUCAGGGCGCCAAUGCGGUCACCUAUUGGCAAUAUGUUGACAGAGACUAUACACAACAAGACGGUUGGUACAUCUACACUGAAGAAGUCCAAGCUCUCGGAGGGGUGGUGAGUAACGCAGGGAUCAUCAACACACCUGGCUGGGACGUCUACAAGACGACUGUGGCAGAUGGGACCUUCUGGGGCGCUUACAUCACAGGUGCGGGCGGCGGUCGCCAGAACGUCCUGGAGCUGGUGCCGGCCACCAACGUCAGCGCCAGUUUGCCGGUGCCGUGGCCCAAGAACUACACAUCGCUGCACCAUGGCCUGAAGUGCGACCCCGAGAGCAGUGACUGCGCGAAGGACGCCAAGGAGGCCAAGGACCUCUGA
This is a messenger RNA of Cladocopium goreaui, 2091 nucleotides long. NCBI's taxonomy places the organism in Eukaryota, Dinophyceae, Suessiales, Symbiodiniaceae. The record is from the annotation of a GenBank genome assembly.